AUGACAGUCGAUAACGUACCCCCUCCCUCUCCCGUAGGCUCCCGGACCUCUACCGACUCUUCUCGAAGCGAGACCUCGCGCACUCCGCCGGUAGUACUCGGAGUAUGUGCCAUGGACGUCAAGGCCCGUAGCAAAGCCAUGCGAGAGAUUUUGACCCGUUUGAACGAUAUCGAACAAGGAGGUGUGGACGUCAAAAUCUUUGGAGAUGUUGUGAUUUUGGAGGAAGACAUAUCACAUUGGCCCCCCGUAGACGUCCUCAUUUCUUUCUUCUCAACGGAUUUCCCACUUCCAAAAGCUAUAGCCUAUACACAGAUACCUACUCGUCUUCCACCGAUAUCAAUCAACUCUCUCGCAAUGCAGAGUCUUCUAUGGGAUCGCAGACUUGUACUUGCUAUCCUGGACCAUAUCGGAGUUCCCACCCCAAGACGAGUGGAAGUAUCCAGAGACGGUGGACCGAAAGUCGACGCGGCUUUGCGUAAAAGGGUAAGAAGAGAUUUGGGUUUGGUACUACCUGGACCAAAAGUCAAGGAUGAGGAUCAAUGGGGACCUGUUGUCGUACCGGAUAGAUGGAAGGGGAAGAAGAAGAAAGAGGAUGUAGCCAGGAGUAAAGAGGUAAUUCUUAGGGAAGAUGGGAAUGCGAUCAUAGUGGACGGUGAGGUGUUUGAAAAGCCUUUUGUGGAAAAGCCAGUGGAUGGUGAGGAUCAUAAUGUAUAUAUCUAUUAUCGGGGCGAGAAAGGUAAGAGGGGGGGAGGGAGAAGGCUGUUCAGGAAGGUCGGCAACAAAUCUAGCGAGCUAGAUCCGUCUCUUUGGCAUCCCCGCACGGUCGGUUCGUUCAUCUACGAAGAAUUCAUCAACGUAGACAAUGCCGAAGAUAUCAAGAUUUACACCGUCGGACCAAAUUUCUGUCACGCCGAAACCAGAAAAUCACCCGUGGUAGAUGGUUUAGUGCAACGCAAUGCGGACGGUAAAGAAACCCGAUUCAUCACCAAACUAUCACCUGACGAAGAACAAUCUGCCAGAGAUGUCGUGGAAGCGUUUGGUCAACGUGUUUGUGGGUUUGACCUUCUUCGAUGUGAUGGGGGAAAACGGAGUAUGGUAAUUGAUGUGAACGGGUGGAGUUUCGUCAAGGGUAAUCAAGCGUACUACGAUAAAGCUGCGGAGAUUUUGUCAUCGGUAUGCAGGAUAGCAAGGGAACGCAGGAUGUUGUCCAUUAAACCUGGGACUGUACCCCCUCCCACCACUGUCGACCUUCCUUCUACUUCCAUUAGUACAUUACGAGCCACGGUGAGCGUACUUAGACAUGCGGAUCGAACACCAAAGAUGAAGCUCAAGUUUACGUUUCCCGCCGCUGAAGCCUGGACCCGACCGUUUCUAUCACUCCUUAGAGGACAUCACGAAGAAAUCAUUCUCCGUGACCCUCGUCAAUUGGCUUUCAUCCUUACCGCAGCUGAACAAGCGGAGAAGUCACCUGGAAUAUCUCCUGACAAUCUGGUCAAGUUGUCGCAACUCAAAGAAGUAUUGAGGAAGAAGAUGACUCUUUCGGGGACGAAAGCACAAUUGAAGCCGUCUUUCAUCAAGAAGGGAAAGAGUAAGAUUGGUACGGAGGACAAUGAAAAUAAACCGGAGAAAAAGGUCAAGAAAGAAAACGCAGGGAGUGAUGACGAAGAUCAGUUGACAGAGACGGAAGGAAGGAACAAAGUCAAUGAAUGGCUUCGCGGUGGCCCACCCAUCAGUAAGAGAGGUGAUGGAUUGGAGACUCGACCUCAAACACCGGAUAUGAAGGACCUCAUCAAUGGUGCUUAUGGAUAUGAGGCUUGGAUUCCUGAAGGGCUCGAGAAAUUACAGUUGGUAGUAAAAUGGGGAGGGAACUUUUCUCACGCUUCACGUUAUCAAGCGAGGGACUUGGGGGAUGCAUUCAAGAAAGAUAUUAUGAUCAUGAACAAGGAUGUUUUGAACAAUGUCAAGAUCUAUACAUCGUCUGAACCCCGUGUAAUCAACACUGCGGAGAUCUUCGCGCAAUCCCUUCUGGGCGUUGGUACUUCAUCAACCCCUGGCAGUCAAAUUGUCCCUCGCGUCCCAGACCCUGCACCUCAGAUCUCUCAUCUGAUCCAACGUCGAGACCUACUGGAUGACAACAACGCCGGUAAAGAGAAGAUGGCCGAAACGAAGAAAAAGCUCAAGAUUUUGCUUCGACCAGGUGAAAGUGAAAAACGUCCUGACCUCGCUUGGCCAAAGGGGUUGAAGAAAGAACCAGUUGACGUCGUGACCGAAGUCAUCGAACAGCUCACGGAACUGCGAAUGAUUAUGCGGAGGAAUUAUGAGAAUGGUAAUGUGGAUAGAAUACCUCAACAGAGAUGGUGUUCUGGUGAUUCGCCUUGGCUGUUCAGGGAGAGAUGGGAGAAGAUCUUUGAAGAUUGGGUGGGGGUGAAACAGGAAAAGUUUGAUCCCUCAAGGGUGUCUGAGUUGUACGACAGUAUCAAAUAUGACAGUCUUCACAAUCGUACCUUCCUCUUUGCCGUCUUUGAUCCAGAGGGUAAAGGUCAAGCUAGUAAACCUAACACGGAGAACCAAGAUCGACGACUACACGAGCUGUACGCCAGAGCGAAAGCAUUGUUCGAUCUCGUAGGUCCACAAGAAUAUGGGAUAGAUCAAGAGGCGAAAGAAGAAAUUGGGGUUUUGACUUCGUUACCUUUGUUGAGGAAAGUAUGGGGAGAUUUGGAAGAAGCGAAAAAUACCGGAAAAUCUCUAGCUUGUUUCUACUUCACGAAAGAAUCUCACAUUACCACAUUCGUACAUCUCCUCCUAGCCUCCGGAUUACCAUUCACAAAUAUCCGUAUUCCCGAACUUGACUAUUGCUCUCAUUGCACCAUUGAACUAUGGGAGAAAUCUUCUGGGAACGCUUCUAAUAGAGGUCAUAAGGAUUUUUCUAUUCGUUUGUCGAUUUCUGAAGGUGCACAUAGUCCUGCGGUGUUGGACAGUAAUGUGGAUGCUCGCCACAGUCUCACAGUUCAACCACGCAAGAAAUUAACCUCUCACGUGGAUUAUGAACUCGCUCGUGAAUGUUUCUCCAAACAUUUCGGCAAGAGCAUGUCUUUUUCCACCACCCCAUUGGAAGGUGACGAAGUGUAUUUGAAGAAGAGUAUACAAGAUGAGGCUGUUUUACCUUUAUCUUUGGCCGGUCGAAUGGGUGAAGAAACCCCGAGAGUCAUGUCGUCUGCUUCUAGCGUAGGGACGAACGAGGGAUGGUGA
Tremella mesenterica DSM 1558 is the source of this 3249-nucleotide messenger RNA. RefSeq lists its product as uncharacterized. Bases 1 to 3249 code for a protein of 1082 amino acids. Lineage: Eukaryota; Fungi; Basidiomycota; Tremellomycetes; Tremellales; Tremellaceae. Gene Ontology annotation, molecular function: 5-diphosphoinositol pentakisphosphate 1-kinase activity; diphosphoinositol pentakisphosphate kinase activity; inositol hexakisphosphate kinase activity. The transcript is spliced from 14 exons. The record is from RefSeq and is a predicted model, not a curated record. Gene Ontology annotation, cellular component: cytosol. Gene Ontology annotation, biological process: inositol phosphate biosynthetic process; inositol metabolic process.